ACCAGUAGGACCCACACACAGCCCAUGCGCACGCUGUCUUACCAAAACAAAACCCAUCUAUCAUCGACCCGAUGGUAUUAACCGCCCUUGACCUAACCCUAACCCAACAAUACCCUAUCUAUCUAUAGUUCCAUACCCAAAACACAAGAAGAAGACCUUCUCUCUUUCUCAUCACCUAGCUUUCGCUUUUUUUGUUGUUCAUUUCUCCCAAAACUUUAACCAGCAGCUCUCUCUAUCUUCUUAGGAUAGUAACUCGCUGCACACUUCGAAAUUAUAGCUUCAAGAAAAAAAACACAUAGAGAGAGGGAAAGAGAUCAAGAUGGGCUUGAUCCAGUUAUAUGUUUUGGUGGCUGAUGCUUAAGAGACCCAUCUCUUUCCAUCUUUUGUGAAGGUUUCUGUUGGAUUUAAUCCAUUUACAGGACAACCAAAGAAAACAAAUCCAAAAAGGAAGCGAAGGGACAAAUCAGGAACCAGCCAAGAAUCUCUCCACAGCUCUCUCUCAAUUUCUUGGGCUAGUUUUUGCAUGUUUCAGCUAAUUUAAUUAGGUUUGCUUUCAAGAUACCAAAAAAAUGGAUCCGGUUUCAGCUCAUGGGCGUCCUCUUCCUCCUCCUUUCCACACAAGAGAUUUUCAUCUACAUCAAUUUCAACACCACCAACAGCAGAAUUCUGAAGAUGAACAAAGUGGUAACGGUGACUUAAACCGUGGUCAAAAGAGAGAGCACGAUGAAAUCAACAAUAACAACAACACAGUUGAAGGCCUUGAAUUGGUCCCUUCAAGCAGUGGUGGAGAAGGAGAAAUCAGUAGAAGACCAAGAGGUAGACCUGCUGGGUCUAAGAACAAGCCUAAGCCACCAAUCAUAAUCACAAGAGAUAGCGCAAAUGCCCUUCGAUCCCAUGUCAUGGAAAUCGCUACCGGUAGCGAUAUCAUGGAGAGUGUAUCAACUUUUGCAAGGAGGAGGCAAAGAGGGGUUUGCAUUUUGAGUGGAACCGGAACAGUAACAAAUGUAACACUUAAGCAACCAGCUUCCCCGGGCGCGGUGGUUACCUUACAUGGAAGAUUUGAGAUUUUAUCACUUUCAGGUUCGUUCUUGCCACCCCCAGCUCCACCAGCUGCCUCAGGAUUGACAGUUUAUCUAGCUGGUGGUCAAGGCCAAGUUAUUGGAGGAAGUGUAGCUGGCCCACUUCUAGCAUCUGGACCGGUGGUGGUUAUGGCUGCUUCUUUUGGUAAUGCGGCUUAUGAGAGGCUGCCUUUGGAGGAGGAUAUUGAGUCGCAAACACCGAUGCUCGGAAGUGGACCUUUGGGGUCACCAGGAAUUAAUAAUAUCGGCCAGCAACAACAGAAUCAGCAGCAGCAGCAACUAAUGCAAGAUCCGAAGACAUCUCUCUUUCAAGGGUUGCCACAGAAUCUACUAAAUUCAGUGCAACUUCCAGCUGAGGCCUAUUGGGGCACAGGCGGCCGCCCUCCUUAUUAGUAACAAAACAACAAACUUGUGGUUUUCUCUUUGUUUCCUGAAUUAACUUCUAAGUCAUCAAUCUCCAUUCUUCUUCUUCUUCUUGUAUGCUUUAAAAGUUAGGUAUCUUUCUAAGAUGUUGUUGAUCGUGUUGUUCAGCUGCCUUUGAUUGAAGAAGGAUGUACAAAUUUGUGGGUUUUUUUUUCGCGGGUUUGGUGUUUAUCAUAUUAGUAGCUCUUUGAUUUAGCUUGAAGAUGAAGCAGCAUAUCAUCAGGAUAUGACAUUACGAUUAUCUCUAUUUCCCUUCAUUUUCAGUUGCAGUUCUGGUAACUUGCCAAAUAAUUUAUCUUCAAUAUUCUUCAAAGGCAACCAAAAA
Molecule: messenger RNA, 1827 nt
Organism: Populus trichocarpa (black cottonwood)
Lineage: Eukaryota; Viridiplantae; Streptophyta; Magnoliopsida; Malpighiales; Salicaceae
Product: AT-hook motif nuclear-localized protein 22
Exons: 1
Coding region: 570-1472 (300 amino acids)
Biological process (GO): vegetative to reproductive phase transition of meristem
Cellular component (GO): nucleus
Molecular function (GO): minor groove of adenine-thymine-rich DNA binding; DNA-binding transcription factor activity
Source: RefSeq, a predicted model, not a curated record